CAGCCACCUCCCAGGCCAGCCUUGGCCAGCACAACCUCAGUCCACAGUGGCCAGAAUGACCUGAGAUGUGCCCAGGAGCCCAGGCCUUUCCCAAGGUGCCCUGGAGAAGCGGAGUGAAGGGCAGCAGCUUUGACCCCCAAGGGAAAACCUCCAAGGAUCCCAAGGUGACAGAGGCAAGGGCCAAGAGCAGGCUGUAGUCAGGGGGUGAAGCAAUGAGCGCCCGGGCUACACGGCCUCGAAGCCGCCGAGGGAGGCAUCCUCCGCCUGGGGAGCUGGACCCCGUGGCUGAGAGUUCAGAGGAGAUGGAGGCUGCCAGUGGGAGUUUCGAGGCUAAACCUGGGCUGCUUCAGGAACAUCUUGGUCCUGACAAGCAGGGCUCAGGGAGCUGGACCGAGGAUGACUGUGGUGUGAGAUCCCAUGAGGCCCUACCCUUGAGCCUAGAGGAACGGUACAAGUCUGAAGCAGAAACCCACCAGGCCCUGCAGGCAGCCCCGCUGGAUACUGGCCCUGCUAAGACAUUAGCACCCACGGUGUUUGAGACCCUGCAGUGCAGGCUGAGCUCCCUUGAGGCAGCUGUGUCUGCAUGGCACCACCGCUCCCUAAACUUUCCAAGACCAGUGGAAACAGAAGACAGAGACAAGGGGCCUCCUGGAUCCUUUAGCGAUCAGGAAGAAGCUGCUGGGACUGGACAGCAGGAGGCAGCUCGCCUCAUAGAGAGGAACGCCUGGCUGCGGCUGGCCCUGGGCAGCCGAGAGGAUGAGCUGGUUUACACUCAGGCUUCCCUGCAGGAUGCCCAGGCAGAGAAGGCGAGUCUGCAGAGACAGGUGCAAGAGCUGGAGGAUUCCCUGAUGCGGCUGGAGGCCUCCCCGCCUUCCUCCAUCCUCAGAGCAAGGCAUGCAAACAACAACUCCAGCAAUUUUGAGGCAGAAGGGGAAACCUGGGCACCUCAGGAGCAGAAAGGACUCAGACACAGCUGCAUCACCCAGGUCUACCCCAGCGUGGUUGACAGCUCACCAAAGCUUCCCAGCCUGCAGGACUCUCCUGUGGCUCACCCCCUUCUCCGACGCCUCCAGAAUAACUUCAGUACUCAGAUCUUUGGGUGUCUUUCUACACAGCAUCCAGCUCCAGAGAUGUACCUCAUAGAAGACCAAAUGGGGCAGCUCCAGGGGAGCAUUGAGAAGUUGAAGUGCUUCAAUCGCCUCCUGCUGGCUGUGCUCCAGGGCUACAAGGGCCGCUGUGAGAGCCUCAGCAUGCAGCUUGGCCAGCUGGAGGCUGAGUACACAGCCCUGCACCUGGCCCUGCAGUAUAGAGAGGAUUAUGAAGAAGUGUUUGGGGUGCUGCUUGCUCUGCGAACAGCUGGCUCAGGAGUUGGAGCUGUAGCCACCAAGAGUGACCUGCAGGCUGCUGAGAAGGAAGCAUGUAGGCUGCUGGUGGAGAAGCAAGCAGCCAUGGAUGGAGAGACACCCCCACCCAGCCCAGAGGGCAGCAGUGUGGACAAGCCCACAGCACAGGAACUGGCUACUCAGCUCCACCGUUAUGUCCAGCACCUCCGGGAGCGCUGGGCUCUCCUGAAGGUGCCCCCGGCGCUUGGCCCUGCCACCGUGCCCUGGCCCACAGUGCCCCACACAGAAGCGACACUGCAGGCCAUUCUGGAGAUACAGCCCGGCCCUACCCUGCCCAGGCUGGAGAAGUCUCAGAUCCAGCAGGACCUAGUGGCUACUCGGGACAAUCUGGCAGACCUGAUGCUGCAGCUGCAGCUGGCUCGACGGGAGAAGCGCGGGCUGGAGCUGAGGGAGGCGGCACUGCGUGCCCAGGGCCCCGCCCACCUGCUGCUCAUGCAGCAGCUUGGCUGGGAGCAGGCUCAACUCGCCGGCGAAGGCAGCAGCGCGGGCAGCAGCCAAGAGGAGGACAGGGAGGAAGAGGAGCAGCACUACCAGGGCCCUCCUGCUCUCCUGGGUGGCCAGAUGGGCAAACCGUGGGACCCUGAGACCGUAUCCCAGGAACUGUCUGCAUCCCUUGCCCGGGCAGUGGACCUUCGGGCACAGCUGCAGUCCCUGCGGCAGCAGCUGGAACAGGUGGCUCAGAAGGGCCACAUUAGACGUGCUCAGAGUGCAGAGCUGAUCAGAGAGCUGUGCAAGGCACACAGCGCUCUGGCCUUGGCCUUCAGAGGAGCCCACCGGACACAGGAAGAGCAGCGCAGGAAGUUGGAACAGCAGGUGACUCAGAUGCAGUCCCAGCAGGCGGAGGAGCUGGAAGUUCUGGCAGCCACUGUGAGGGCCCUGGGGAAGCCCAGGGCUCCCCAGCCAGCCCAGACCUUCCUGUAGGGCCUGAAUCAAGUCUGCAUGUCAACACAGGGGUGGGUGGCAGGAGGGUCAGAGUGUCCUGUGAUGGGCUGGAGAGAUGGCUUAGUGGUUAGGAGCACUUGAAGGGAACUUGGGCUCAGUUGCCAGCCUCAACAGCCACAGCAGAUCUGUCGGCCCCUUCUGGCCUCUGCAGGCUCCGCACUAACGUGUAUAUACUGGUACUCACACGCUCAUGGAAUUAAACAAAAUAACAUGUCCUGUCACAUCA
Messenger RNA from Meriones unguiculatus (Mongolian gerbil), 2571 nucleotides. RefSeq names its product USH1 protein network component harmonin binding protein 1 (gene Ushbp1). The transcript has 14 exons. The coding region runs from base 213 to 2324 and encodes 703 amino acids. The record is from RefSeq and is a predicted model, not a curated record. NCBI's taxonomy places the organism in Eukaryota, Metazoa, Chordata, Mammalia, Rodentia, Muridae.